AUGUUGUGUGCUGGACAGCGGCGUCGGCGAGGAGACCACGCCCAGCAGCCAGGCGUGUCCCUCCCACCCGCGCGACGAGUCCGACGCCUCCCGGCCCGACGACAGCCUGACGGACGACGUCGACGACCGGCAGUCCACGGCGUCGGCGAGGAGACCACGCCCAGCAGCCAGGCGUGUCCCUCCCACCCGCGCGACGAGUCCGACGCCUCCCGGCCCGACGACAGCCUGACGGACGACGUCGACGACCGGCAGUCCAUGAGUGUUGUAUGUUGUGUGCUGGACAGCGGCGUCGGCGAGGAGACCACGCCCAGCAGCCAGGCGUGUCCCUCCCACCCGCGCGACGAGUCCGACGCCUCCCGGCCCGACGACAGCCUGACGGACGACGUCGACGACCGGCAGUCCAUGAGUGUUGUAUGUUGUGUGCUGGACAGCGGCGUCGGCGAGGAGACCACGCCCAGCAGCCAGGCGUGUCCCUCCCACCCGCGCGACGAGUCCGACGCCUCCCGGCCCGACGACAGCCUGACGGACGACGUCGACGACCGGCAGUCCAUGAGUGUUGUAUGUUGUGUGCUGGACAGCGGCGUCGGCGAGGAGACCACGCCCAGCAGCCAGGCGUGUCCCUCCCACCCGCGCGACGAGUCCGACGCCUCCCGGCCCGACGACAGCCUGACGGACGACGUCGACGACCGGCAGUCCAGCCGGCGGCGUAUGCAGAAACGCGGGCGCUGGCAAAGCGCGCGCUCGUCGACGUCAACAGAACGCUCGGACCGCGGGGGCUCGCCGCCAGCCGCCGCGCGCCGCCGCUGCAAGCGCCGCGCUCACGACCUACAGCCGCCGCCCUCGCGCGACGCGCGCCGCGUGCGUCUCUCGCUCGCCAUGAAGCGCGGCGUCAAGGAGCUGCCGCUGCCGCACGCGCUCAAGAAGUUCGUCAACCUCGGCCGCUGCUUCGAGUUCUAG
Molecule: messenger RNA, 957 nt
Organism: Ostrinia nubilalis (European corn borer)
Lineage: Eukaryota; Metazoa; Arthropoda; Insecta; Lepidoptera; Crambidae
Exons: 6
Coding region: 1-957 (318 amino acids)
Source: RefSeq, a predicted model, not a curated record